AUGGACAUUCUUCAUCCUCACAUGCUGAGCAAGCAGCAGCUGCUGGCAAUUUUUCAUCAGCGUCACUUCACCAUCCCUCGCCUGGAGGAACUGAGCCGCGAUGAACUGAUCGACCUCUACAGUAAACAUUUGCUUCCGCUACCCCGAAGGGGUAGCCGUGCAACCGCGAGCGACCACUCCCGGCCGCAAUCUUCAGCAGAUGUUGAAAUGAAAGAUGCUUCACCGUCAGCCAGCAGGUCAAACCCGUCCUCCAGAGUACGACAAAGAAUCGUAUUCUCAGAUUCUACGGACCCACACCGAACGGAAUCGGUGGAUAACGUCAGUUACGGUGUGAAAAGGAUUCGAUUGAUAUCCAGUACGAGUACUAGCACCAGCUCCAGUACUAGUCAGCCACAAACCUCAAACAACAGUAAGCGAACCUUGGAAGUCAGUCCAAGUCAGCAGUUGACUAAUGGGGGAACUAACAAACCAGUGCAGGUUCCCAGUAAACGACAGAAAAUUACUUGGCCGUAG
This is a messenger RNA of Sabethes cyaneus, 513 nucleotides long. Its product is annotated as ashwin-like. The transcript has 2 exons. The coding region runs from base 1 to 513 and encodes 170 amino acids. NCBI's taxonomy places the organism in Eukaryota, Metazoa, Arthropoda, Insecta, Diptera, Culicidae. Gene Ontology annotation, cellular component: tRNA-splicing ligase complex. Gene Ontology annotation, biological process: embryonic morphogenesis. The record is from RefSeq and is a predicted model, not a curated record.